Messenger RNA from Cydia strobilella, 669 nucleotides. RefSeq lists its product as uncharacterized. The record is from RefSeq and is a predicted model, not a curated record. The transcript has a single exon. The coding region runs from base 1 to 669 and encodes 222 amino acids. NCBI's taxonomy places the organism in Eukaryota, Metazoa, Arthropoda, Insecta, Lepidoptera, Tortricidae.
AUGGUGAGUUUCGUCGUUGAGUCGCUCUUUACCAAUGUUCCCGUGAAGGAGUGCCUUGAAGUGGUCAGAGGGAAACUGAGCGAUGGUGGAAUAUCGGAGUCGGUCAUGGUGUUGCUGAGAAACUGCUUAGAAGGUAGCUAUUUUUUGUAUAAUGGGAAGCAUUACCUCCAGAUCGAUGGUGUGGCCAUGGGUAGCCCUGUAGCACCGGUUUUGGCAAAUAUCUGGAUGGAGCAUAUCGAAGCCAGUAUAGACCUGCAGCCAUGGGCAGUAAAGUUGUGGAAGAGAUAUGUUGAUGAUGUUUUCUGUGUUAUGAAAGGUGGAAAGCAGGAAUUGGAGCAACUACUGGAAUAUUUGAAUUCAAUUCAUCCUAAGAUAAAAUUCACGUAUGAAUUGGAAUCACAGCGCAGUUUGCCUUUUCUGGAUGUCAAAGUGAUUGGUCGAGUCGACGGAACCCUGACGCAUACUGUAUACAGGAAGCCAACUCACACGGAUAGGUAUUUGAGCGCUUUUUCUCACCACCAUCCCCGACACUUACAAUCAGUUGUCAGCUCGCUGGUGAACAGAGCACAAGAUCUGUGUGACCCUGAAUAUUUAAUGAGCGAGAUGUCGCAUAUUCAGGAGGUACUUAGGUGGAACGGGUAUAAGGUGAGAGCAUACGGCAUGAGGUAA